Diachasma alloeum is the source of this 1439-nucleotide messenger RNA. RefSeq names its product ADP-ribosylation factor-like protein 1 (gene Arl1). The record is from RefSeq and is a predicted model, not a curated record. Bases 176 to 718 code for a protein of 180 amino acids. Gene Ontology annotation, molecular function: GTPase activity; GTP binding. The transcript is spliced from 5 exons. Gene Ontology annotation, cellular component: Golgi apparatus; cytoplasm. Lineage: Eukaryota; Metazoa; Arthropoda; Insecta; Hymenoptera; Braconidae. Gene Ontology annotation, biological process: vesicle-mediated transport; intracellular protein transport.
GUGUACGAGUCCGGCCAGCUGCGGUGAUUAACCCGUGAACAAGUGCGAUUAUAUACAAUUUUACAGUGGGGUGUGAGCAACCCCGGUGUUUCAGAGAUUUUUUAAUCAUCAGAAUAGACGCGUGAUUGGGAUAUUAAAAUUAUUUAUAUGAUUUCGUGAUAGAUUCAUUGAUAAAAUGGGCGGAUUGCUGAGUUACUUUCGGAAUCUCCUGGGGAGUCGGGAGAUGAGGAUUCUCAUCCUUGGACUGGACGGUGCUGGCAAGACGACGAUUCUGUACAGACUCCAGGUUGGAGAGGUCGUUACUACGAUACCAACUAUUGGGUUCAAUGUUGAACAAGUCACGUAUAAAAACCUCAAGUUCCAGGUCUGGGAUUUGGGGGGACAGACGAGCAUUAGACCUUACUGGAGAUGUUACUACUCCAAUACAGACGCUAUUAUUUACGUUGUGGAUUCAGCAGACAGGGAUAGAAUAGGGAUAUCCAAGGAUGAGUUACUCUACAUGCUCAGGGAGGAUGAACUCCAGGGAGCGAUUCUAGUCGUCCUGGCUAACAAACAAGACAUGCCAGGAUGCUUAAGUGUAGCUGAAGUUCACCAGGCACUUGGUCUAGAUGCUCUGAAGAACAGAACAUUCCAGAUCUUCAAAACAUCAGCGAAAAAGGGAGAGGGGCUCGAUCAGGCAAUGGACUGGCUGGCGAAUGCACUGCAAAGCAGAAAAUGAUUCGUUAUGAACACAGAAAGAAUCAAUUAUCUCUGCGAUGAGGGGGAAAUUUUUGUAAUCUUGCAUCAUCGAAGGAAAAAAAAACAUUGUGCGUGGGGAUUCAGUUAUUUAUUGAUGAUUGAAUGAUUUAUUGAAUGAAUCGUGAAUGGUGAUGGCUUUGUGAGUGAAUGCGAUAGGUUUUGAUGAUAUGAUGCCCACUAGAAGUCAAAUCAAUAGACAAUAUUUUCCUUUAUCCACGUAAUUCUGGGCUUGGCUUGAGUAAGGGGUAAUAAAUUCCUCAUUCACAUUUAGGGGAUUUUCUAAAUUAAAUAAGACCCUUUCUUUCCCAAUAUCUUGAGGAUUUAUCGCUCCACCUCAACUCAAUCCCAGAACUUUUAUCUUCAUUAUAAUUACUUCUAAUUGUUCGUCUUAUUUUCUUUUCUAUCGAGUUAUUUUUGAAUGUCUGGGUGAUACUGAAUGCCAAAUGUGGGUUAGAUAAACUGAAUAAUAUAAUUCCAAUUGAUCUUCGUGGAUUAAAUUGACAUACUGGGUAGAUUUUUGAUAAUCCAUUCCUUUGAAAAAAACGAAAAUUGAAAAAACAAUUAUGAAAAACUGGGCCUGCUGUAACGGACCAAAAACCAAAUGCAAUUAAAAAUAAUGAUCAGUCUAUUUUAUCGAUUUUGUUCUGCCCGAGCGAUCGAGCAGUCGAUGGUUCAGUGAAUAAUAAAAUUGAUCAAAAUGA